AUGAAGUGUAUCGCAGCUACAGUCAUGCUUGCCAUUUUGGCAGUCAUCGCCGAAGGAUCGUACGCCCCAGCGGUCUACGCCGGUCAUCACGGAUACGCUGUGGCUCCGGUGGUAACCUAUGCUGCCCAUCACGGAGGACCAACGGUUGUUCAGUCGAAUGAUCAUCAUGGUUGGGCCUAUGCCAACAAUCACUGGGGCUAUGCACCGGCUGCCGUUGCCUACAACAGCUGGGAUGGUCAUUAUGCUCCUGCGGUAGCCUACCAGGGCGCUCACUGGAACCACUGGGAUGGUCAUGUUGCCGCUCCAGUUGCUGUUCAGCAUGCUGCUUCCUAUGUGGCCGCUAACCGUGGAGCUGUACACAAGGCUCCUCUGGUCGGACAUGCCGUUAACCAGAAAUCACUGAACCUGGCUCCAGCUCCCGGAACCUGGUAG
Molecule: messenger RNA, 432 nt
Organism: Sabethes cyaneus
Lineage: Eukaryota; Metazoa; Arthropoda; Insecta; Diptera; Culicidae
Product: adult cuticle protein 1-like
Exons: 2
Coding region: 1-432 (143 amino acids)
Source: RefSeq, a predicted model, not a curated record